UAUUUGUAGGAAAAGCAAUAAUAUGCAUGAGUACUUUUGUUUCCUUUUUUUGGGACGUGAUGGACAGGUCAGUUGCUCAUACCUUGCCUUGCGGCGAGCUUUUGACGCUCAGUGUGUUUGAAGCUUUGAGUGAGUGAUCGUUUGUUGCAGGAGGUGGUUUCUUAAUUAGUCAUCUUGUGAGAGAGAUGGUAUGCUUGCAGUGAAGGUUAAGAAAGUUUGUUCUGACACACAUAUAAGCUGGUUAAUUAAUGAAAGGGGAGCGUAGAACAUCUCCGUUGGAGGUUUUUAGAGAUGUUGUAAGAGAAAAAAAACAAAAAAAUAAAUGAAAAAUAAAACAAAACUAAAGAACCGGUGCUAAACAAAGGAGUUUUAGAAUAGCUAAAAACCCCAUAUGUGUCCUCUUAAUAUUGGUCGUCUCUCUCUGGUUUCUUUUUUGUCCCAAAAAUUUUGUCGUCGUUGCUCUCCUUCUCCAAAUCUGUCUAUGAAUUCACCUUGAAGGUUCAGAUUCUUUGAGGUUUUGUAUUGAUUUGAAGCUUGUGAAUCCCAUAGAGAGAGAGAGAGAGAGAGAGAGAGAGAGAGAGAGAGAGAGAGAGAGAGAGAGAGAGAGAGAGAGAGAGAGAGAGAGAGAGAGAGAGAGAAGAUCAUAGAAGAAGAAGAAAAAUCUUCCGAUCACUCUUCCUCCGACAAUCUCGCAGUCUUUGCCUUUGUGAUUGGAAUCGUGCUUCCUUCGCGAUUCCGAGCUUCAUAGUGAUUUUGAGCCUAUAAAACGAUGUGGACCAAUGUUUUCAGAAUUGUAAGUCUUCUGUUUGAUCGUAAAGCUCUUCUUCAUACUAAAAGCAUUCACUUUGAAGGAGAGGAGAAAGUUCUUGUCUUUUCCUUGUAAAAAGUAUUGAUUUUUGAUAAUCUACUACUUCCACGGGGGGGGGGGGGGGGUCUACACCAUGUUUCUUGGUUUCAGUCUCUUCCUAGUGAAGCUGAGCUCAAUCAUGCCUCUAAUACAAGUUCAAGAGCUGAGCAGAAUGAUGUUGCAACAUAUCUUGUGCUUUUCAUUUUUUGGACCUUGGGAUCCAUCUCAAGGUUUAUACAACCCUGAUGAAAAGAUUAAGCUUUGGCUUUUUCUUCCCUGGGUGUCAUUCAUCAAUCUCUGAUACAGCUCAGGCUUCUGUCUCAAAACUUAGAGACGCACGUUACAGAGCAAGAGCGAUUCUUGAGAAUCCAACAGACAAGACAAAGGUGCUUCUUAUUUACGCCAAUGUCACAUACAAUGACAUUCUCUUAAGGGAAGAAUUGGAGUCUUACAGCCAAUUAUCCAGAUCAAUUCAAAAUCUACUAUGUUUUGAACCAGCCUCCGGAGACAUGGGAUGGUGGUGUUGGAUUUGUGUCAAAGGAUAUGAUCCAGGCUCAUUGCCCUGCACCUGCAUCCGAUAUUCAGGUAAUCCCCUAUCCUCUGUUCUUCUUGAUCUUGAACAUACCUGAUCAUCACUUCUUCUAAAUCUCUAAUGCAUUAUUGUCAAUGUUUGAAGCAAAACUAAGAACACUUCAAGUUAAUAAAUAUUUGACAAGUUAAUAAAUAUUUCAAUGGUGUUUAAAAUUCUUCUAAAUCUCUAAUGCAUUACUUUAAUUUGUUUCUUUCAUGUUUGUUUAAAAUUUCUAAUUAUAAAUUUUUAUUUCUAUUUUUCAUUUGUUUUUAUGUCAUAUUUGUUUAAAUGUUAUGAAAUCCAAUAAUUUAUAAGUUUUGUAAUAUUUAAAUUUAAUAAUUCAGUUUCUAAAAAAAAAAUUUGAGAACCUCAUAGGGGUUCUCCCAUUGGACCUUCA
Brassica napus (rape) is the source of this 1815-nucleotide messenger RNA. Its product is annotated as NADH-cytochrome b5 reductase 2-like. The transcript has 6 exons. Gene Ontology annotation, molecular function: oxidoreductase activity. The record is from RefSeq and is a predicted model, not a curated record. Lineage: Eukaryota; Viridiplantae; Streptophyta; Magnoliopsida; Brassicales; Brassicaceae. Bases 1093 to 1476 code for a protein of 127 amino acids.